GCAAUGUUUCUGACGACGUGCGUACUGUGUAAAAUAGACUUCUAAUGCUUUGUCACUGUCUGCUUUGUGUGCACAUUGUCCGGUCUUCCGCUCAACAUUCAACGUUCAGCGCUCGCAUCCAAGCAUUCAACCGUUCACAGGUGUUGGGGAAGCCGGGGUAAAUGACUGCUGAUCGACCUCCUCCCCAAUCGACGGAGACUUUGUAGGCGAGGACGACACCAUGCCUAACAAGACGCCUGUCCGCAAGACCGCCAGUGAGCAACCCCUGCCAGAAGAGGUUGGCUCUGCUCAGGUGCGCUCCCGCGGGAAGAAACGUGAUCGCUCCCCGGAGAAGCAGGGCGAAGAUGCGGGUCAAGCCCACUCAGACCGUGACGGGGAGGACAAUCAUAAUUUGCUGAAAUGCGUACGUCAUUCUCAUACAACUUCGGUUGAGCUAAAUACAACUACUCUCUGUGCCCAGCCCCGGCUUAGUAGCUCGCCACCGCGCAAGGUCCUCGCGUACUUGCCAGUGCGCUCUCCAAGCUCCAUUCGGCUGCCUCGCGAACCGCCCGCCGGCUCUACACCUCGCACGGGCAUGGUGAUGCCGGUGCUAUCUUCUGCAAGAGUGCAAGCCGUGGAGGUCUCGUCGGUCGGACAUGUGGGCUGGCACGGUGCGGCUCUGCCAGUGUCACCACUGCCUGAGCCUUCACCGUUAGUAGCUCCAGAGCGUAUCAACUUGGAGCUAGAGGUACACCUUGAUCACAAGCAAUGUCUCCUCACUGGUCCUGUUGCAGAUCUGCGACACGAGAUAGCACGGUUGCGUAUGGAGGUGGCGACGAAGACAGCUACCCUCGAGCGCACUCAGGUAGAGCUACGCGAUACCAAGGCGGAGUUCAUGAAGCUCACCGAGGAGCAGACUAGUCGACUCACCUCCGCAAUGAUGUCUAUGGAUGAGCUGCGGAGGAACCAGGAGGCAUUCCGCGAGGCCAUACUAGGUAGCUUGAAGAGUUUGCGAGAUGUUCUCUGAACUCGACUCGGAACGCCUAGCUCAAAAUCGCCGCGCUGUUGUACAAUUUACUACAAACAUCUUGAAGAGCCUUACGGUACUAGGAAGUCCGAAUCGGAGCACCGCAGGUUACGUUGAUGUACAUAUCUCUAUCUCCACUUUGAAAUUGCCGAUUCCCAGCGAUGUGAACAAACCAGUUUGCGAAAUUUAUGUAUCGUAU
Molecule: messenger RNA, 1205 nt
Organism: Rhodofomes roseus
Lineage: Eukaryota; Fungi; Basidiomycota; Agaricomycetes; Polyporales; Fomitopsidaceae
Exons: 5
Coding region: 221-1006 (261 amino acids)
Source: RefSeq, a predicted model, not a curated record